Capsella rubella is the source of this 1810-nucleotide messenger RNA. RefSeq names its product protein AUXIN RESPONSE 4. Lineage: Eukaryota; Viridiplantae; Streptophyta; Magnoliopsida; Brassicales; Brassicaceae. The coding region runs from base 215 to 1618 and encodes 467 amino acids. The record is from RefSeq and is a predicted model, not a curated record. The transcript has 2 exons.
AAAAAAGAAAAAAAAAAAACCAGACAAAUGUGUUGCUCUGUUUGAGUCAUCUUUAAACAUGCUCUUUGAAUGAUGGAUCUCUCUGUUUUUUGCUUUCACUUUUGCAGUAAAGUCUGCUCUUUUAUUAUUAUACCUUUGUUCUAAAAGAUAUCUCUCUCAUACUUCUCUCUCUCUCUCUAUUCACUCUCAACUUCAAGCUUUCUCCUUUAUUCUAAUGGCGAUUAUCACAGAAGAAGAAGAGGAAACAAAAACCCUAAUCCCACCCAAGAAGAAAGUUCAAAACUUGAAACCAGAAUCAUCCAACCCUAAACCCCAAACUCAAAAUCCUUUCCCAUUUUGGUUCUACUCUACACUAAUCGUCUCACUCGCAACUCUCAUCUUCAUAUCUCUCUCUCUGUUCUCAUCUCACAACGAUCCAAGAUCUUGGUUCCUCUCACUCCCACCAGAUCUUCGUCAACAUUACUCAGAUGGAAGAACAAUCAAAGUCCAAGUAAACCCAGAUGAGUCACCAAUCGAAGUCUUUGUUGCUGAAUCAGGUUCGAUUUAUACAGAGAAUGUUGUAAUAGUUCAUGGGUUAGGUCUUAGUUCGUUUGGUUUUAAAGAAGUGAUUCAAUCUCUUGGAUCAAAAGGGUUUCAUGGUGUUGCUAUUGAUUUACCUGGAAAUGGAUUUUCAGAUAAGUCAAUGGUAGUGAUAGGUGGUGGAGAUAGAGAGAUUGGUUUUGUGGGUAGAGUUAAAGAAGUUUAUGGUUUGAUUCAAGAGAAAGGUGUGUUUUGGGCGUUUGAUCAGAUGGUUGAAACUGGUGAUUUGCCUUAUGAGGAGAUUAUAAAGAUUCAGAAUUCGAAAAGGAGAAGCUUGAAAGCUAUUGAGUUAGGUAGUGAAGAAACAGCUAGAGUUUUAGGUCAAGUGAUUGAUACUUUGGGUUUAGCUCCUGUGCAUUUGGUUCUUCAUGAUUCAGCUUUAGGUUUGGCUUCAAAUUGGGUUUCUGAGAAUUAUCCGAGUGUUCGAAGUAUAACUCUUAUUGACUCUAGUGUUAGUCCAGCUUUGCCGUUGUGGGUUUUGAAUUUACCGGGGGUUCGAGAGGUUUUGUUGGGGUUUUCGUUUGGUUUUCAGAAGCUAGUGAGUCUCCGGUGCUCAAAGGAGAUGACUUUAUCGGAAAUUGAAGCUCAUAGGAUACUUUUGAAGGGAAGAAAUGGGAGGGAAGCUGUUGUUGCUUCGUUGAAUAAGUUGAACCAUAGCUUUGACAUCGGACUAUGGGGGAAUUCAGAUGGGAUCAGUGGUAUUCCGAUGCAAGUGAUUUGGUCUAGAGAAGGGUCUAAAGAAUGGAGCGACGAGGGUCAAUGUGUAGUUAAGGCUCUUCCAAAAGCUAAGUUUGUCACACACUCAGGCAGCCGAUGGCCUCAGGAAAGCAAAUCUGGCGAGCUUGCAGAUUACAUUUCUGAAUUUGUCUCUCAGCUUCCAAGAUCCACUAGACGAGUUACCGAAGAACCUAUCCCGGAGAAUGUUCAGAAAGUGUUAGAAGAAGCAAAAACUGGUGGUGAGUCUGGUGACCAUGACCAUGGGCAUGCCCAUGCUGGUUACACGGAUGCUUAUGGUCUUGGUGAAGAAUGGACUUCUUGAUAUGCCUUUUGAGUUCUUGUUAUUUAUACUGUGUGUACCCUUUAAUUUUAUAAUUAUUUUGUGUUCUUUUCUUUUUGGGGUUUGAUGUUUGAGAUAUAUACUACACGAUAUGAAUCUGUGUGUGUGUUUUUUUGUGUGCUCGUAACAGAAGAAAUAUCAAAUGAGAUAAUUGAAGCCAAAGAAGUAGAGCCA